Molecule: messenger RNA, 2982 nt
Organism: Ixodes scapularis (black-legged tick)
Lineage: Eukaryota; Metazoa; Arthropoda; Arachnida; Ixodida; Ixodidae
Exons: 7
Coding region: 444-2462 (672 amino acids)
Biological process (GO): negative regulation of translation; proteasome-mediated ubiquitin-dependent protein catabolic process; protein polyubiquitination
Molecular function (GO): ubiquitin protein ligase activity; translation repressor activity; protein binding
Source: RefSeq, a predicted model, not a curated record
CACUAAUUAGAGUCUAAACCGUGCUUUGAACGGUUGAACCACUGAUCUCAAAGCUAGCCAGGGGCAACGGCCAGGGGUGCGUGGUGCGUAGCAAGUUACAUCAACAUCGACAACCUGCAGGCAAAGUUGGGCAAGGCUGCAAGGCGGCAAGGCGAGCGGUGGUUUCAGUUGUGGAUAUCCGUUCGUUCAGCCAUUUCGCCCUGUGAUACAGCUGUUCAGCCACCAUAGGCCCAUAGAAUCAUUGUUUAGCAGUCGUUCCAGUCGUUCCAACCACUCCAGCUUAGUGUUCAGCGACCACAGUACAAUGUUCGGCGGCUACCCCAGUCGCACUAGUUGAGCAAGUUCAGUGUUCGAUUAUUCAGUCUCUGAGCGUUUGGAACGUUUCGAUUCGUUCAGCUGAAGCAGCACGUGGCAGGCUUGCUGCAGGACAAGACGGUGCAAGUAUGAGUGCAGACAGCGAAGGCAUUCGCCACGUCCGGAGCAUACGAAAGAUGCUCCACAUCCAGAAAGAUGAAGCCUGUGCCCAGAUCAAACGGGAAGUUGCUGACUUGCAGCAGAAACUCUUGGAACAACUUGACACUGCCGUCUGGAUAAAGGAAGUCGAGUUGAAGAAGUUGGAAGAAGAGGUCCACUCUUGUAGCAUUCCUCUGAAUCCCCUGCAUUUCUUCCGCUCUACUGCGGUGAGGUCACUGCUUAGUCUAGAUUGCCUCAGAGUGCGCGACUUUGAGUGUGCCUCUUUUGCCUACAUCAACGCUUGCGAAGCGAAGCCAGAUCAGUUGCAUUUUGUCGACGAUUACAGCGCUCGCGUGAGCAAGACUGGUGACAUGGUCAGGGUUUACUACGUCUGUAGUCUGGACUACGACCCGAUACUGUUCAGGUUCCUCACUGUUCUUGUCAAGGACACCGCCAACAACACUGUUAGCAGCAAGAACUGGGAAGCAGGGAAUGGCCGCUACAUGGUGGAAUUUAGGGCAUGUGGAGAAGGUUCCUACCUUGUGUACGUGAAGCUGUACGGUCAGAACAUCUGCGGAAGCCCCGUUGUCAUCGAUAUCCAAGAUGAGGAUUCCGCGUUGCUGCCCGAGCUCUCGCAGUCUUGCUUGCAAGUAUCCUUGCCCAUACUUUCGCAGCCUCGCAAAGAAGUAGCCAUGGCUGAACCCACUCAGUCUCGACAAGAGGUGGCCUUGCCCGAGCGCUCUCAGUCUCGUGUGGAAGUAUCUUUUCCAGAGACUCCACACGACCAGGAUGAGGCUCUCGUUCAACCGCAACACUUUUAUGACGCUGGGCUCGCAAUGAUUCAGCAACCAGAGGCGGAAGAAGUAAUAGGCAGUACUUGCAGCUGGCCAACACAGGUGACAGCAAUGGACCAAGUAACACUGCCAGAAGCACGAGAAGCCAGCAAUUUGGAAGUGGCUACAGAUGGGCAAUCUGUCAGAAGCACCAACCCUUCUGAACCGACUUUGAUGUCUGCACCGACCUGCGACAAGGAGUUCUUUGGUCAGUCUGCUCUCUCUUUCUCAAGAGAAACAAUUCGGUCAGUUCCGGAUGGAGCUGCACAGGAAGAGAAAGGGAUCACAAGUCCAGUCAUUGAGAGCCAGAGAAAGAAGUCUUUCACAAGGUUUUCAGGCACUGUCAGUGCAGACCUCAUUCUGGAAUUCAAGACUUGCAACAAAAAUGACUACCUCAGCUUCCCGAUCGGUGUCUCUGCCACUGCCGAAGGCAACAUCAUUGUGGGCGACACCGGGAAUGACAGAGUCGUCGUAUUUGAUGCCGAAGGAAGAGCCCUGUGCAAGGCAACACUGCCUGGAACCGUACACUUCAAGCGCCCCUCGGCGAUUGUCUCCCUGGACGACGGCAGCUUUGCAGUAAAGGAUGACAGGUGCAUCUACUUGUUCUCCAAAGCUGGGGAGUACAUCCGGACCUUGGGCAAAAACAGCUUGGUGCGACCCUUCGGCCUGGCCGCUCACGGAGCAAAUGAGCUGAUGACUCUGUCCCUCGACUCGCCCGCCAAGCUGUGGUGCUUCAGCGCAACAGGCGACUCCGAGGCCUUCGCAGUCUACUCUCCACUCAACCCCAUUGCUCCGGCCGGCUCCAAGUGCAGGUUCCUUGAGGUUCACGAAGACUCUGUGUUUGUGGCAGAUCUCGGGCUGAGCCACGUGUACAAGACUGACACAAAGGGUGAGGGGACCAACAUAUUUGGCAAGAAGGGAAAAGAACCAGGCGCUUUCUGCGAGCCCUCCGGAAUCUCUGCAUCUGACAAGGGCCUCUUCAUAGGAGACAGCAAGAACAACCGUAUUCAGGUGUUUGACUUCGAUGGAAACUUCAUGAGCGUGUUGAAGCUGUCUUCGCGCAUCAUCCGACCCUCGGGAAUCCACGUCUCUGCUGCCAACAAGCUCUACGUCCUCAAUUUCUUGCGUGGCGUUGUUGGAGUUUACAAUCUCGUAUUUGAGGGGACUGAGACAUGAUGCACUGCAUGGAAUACUCAGCCUGUACAGGAAGGUUUCGUCUUUUUUUUUUUUUCUUAAUCUACCUCUGUUUGUUGAAUAGUUCCACCAAGUUCUAUUUUGGGCUGCUUACAUGUGGCAUUGUACAAUUGUCUCAGCCAAAGAACAGGUUGUGAUAAGCCUAAACCUGUACAGUUGUGAUCCAUAUUAAUGUCAAUGCAUGAUAUCGGGCUGCUCUGGACUGGCAUCGCCAUGAAGCGGUAACCGUGGUGGCUCUCACACUCCAUUGCUCUAGCACGGCGAGGAGUGUGAUACAGCCUGCAAGCUGCCAUGGCCAUCACUCCUCACUCCAUGGAGCUGCCAGUAUGGGGCAGCCUAUAAAGUGCUGCUCCGUGGACCGCGCCAUACUCCGAAUGUCUCUUAAUUAUUUAUUUUGAGCAUUCCGUGGCAUUUUCUGUGAUAUUUUGUACAUGUACGCUUUUCCAAGCUUGAUGGAAUGUGAGAUGUUAUUUGUGUCAAAUAAAAUGGGCUUUGACCAGUA